This is a messenger RNA of Perkinsus marinus ATCC 50983, 1427 nucleotides long. Its product is annotated as vesicle transport protein, putative. The annotation marks the transcript as partial. The record is from RefSeq and is a predicted model, not a curated record. The transcript is spliced from 15 exons. Gene Ontology annotation, cellular component: COPII vesicle coat; endoplasmic reticulum exit site. Lineage: Eukaryota; Perkinsozoa; Perkinsida; Perkinsidae. Gene Ontology annotation, biological process: intracellular protein transport; endoplasmic reticulum to Golgi vesicle-mediated transport; COPII-coated vesicle cargo loading. Gene Ontology annotation, molecular function: zinc ion binding; SNARE binding.
GUCCAACGAGUCGUGUCUGUCGGCGGCAGUGAAAGCAGCGUGGAUGGCGAUGAAGCACGUCGGUGGGAAGCUCAUCAUUUGCGCCAGCUCGAUAGCAUCGGUUGGUCCGAACGCGUUGAAGUCGACGAAGGAAAAUCUGAGGUUGCUCAACACUGACCGGGAGAUUGAGAUGCUUAAGCCUACAAUGGAAGGGUUCAAAGAGUUGGCUGCUGAUCUCACCCGGGUUCAAAUCACGGCAGAGAUGUUUUUAACUACCAAUAUGUACAUGGACAUCGCCUCGAUAUCACCCCUGGCGCGUUACACUGGAGGCGACAUCAGAUACUAUCCUGGCUUCCGAGCUGACAUCCACGGGGAGAAGCUGCGAGAGGAGCUGCAACACGUGUGCACGAGAGACAUGGGCUGGGAGGCGGUCAUGCGUGUGCGUGUUAGCAAAGGAUGGAAAGUCACUAACUUUUAUGGUCACAUGUUCGUCAGGACUCGCGAUCUGCUCGUUGUCCCUAACUGUCACGAAGACCAGACUUUUUCUAUUACGCUGGAGCCAGAUGCCGAUGUAAAAUUAGAUCCUUUCGUAUGCGUACAGUGUGCGCUGCUAUUCACUACCUCCAAUGGCGAACGAAGGAUACGAGUGCACACGGUGCAGUUGCCUACUACGGGCAAUAUAGAUGAGGUUCUUGAUACGACCGAUCCGGAAGCUGCCACGGGUUUGAUGGCUUCCUUGGCCUGUGAUAAGGCGAUGGAGGCCAACAGCAAGCUGUCUGACGCUAGGAAUCUGAUACAGAAUACUAUAGGCCAGAUAGUCACGUCCACGCAGUCUCACAUUGAAGCUGUGCGGCCGUUGCCACUACAUGUUCUGGGCCUCUUGAAAUCGCCGAUGUUCAGGGCGACUAGUGAUGUACCGUCGGACCAGAGGGUCUACUAUUGGACGAGGCAUGAGUCGAUCUCGCUCCCUCUGCAAGCCGCGCUCUUUUAUCCGAGGAUGUUCGCAGUUCACCAGCUGUCGGGCGAUGAAGGCACAGUCGAUCCGAACACCGAGAGAGUAGUUUUGCCGCACUGCAUCGCCCUGAGUGCCGAGAACAUGACUGGGGACGGAAUUUACCUUCAAGAAGAUGGGGAGUCUAUAUUGAUGUGGAUCGGCAAGGCUGUGUCGCCGCAGCUUCUACAUUCUCUCUUUAACAUACCAUCUCUGGACCAACUCGCGCUUGAAAUGGGGGUAAUGUGGUCUUUCACUGCGAGUCAGCGAGUGACGUCUAUUAUCGAUCAGCUGAGGCUGGAUAGAGCCCCUCCGAUGAUGCAGCUCAUCCUGGUACCUCAGGGCAGCCAAUAUGAGGUCCGAUUCUUCUCUAAUCUCAUCGAGGAUAAGACCAUCGGUAUGCAGAUGAGCUAUCAGGAGUUCCUUCAUCGCAUCGGUGGGAGCAAUCAACCAAGAG